AUGGGUGCUGAAUUCUUGACCCGUGGCAACACGUUCUCCGACGCAACUCCAUUCGAAAACGUCUUUGCAGCUUAUCGCACGGGCGAUGUGGACCAAGUCAAGGCCAGCCUUGAUCGGCUGAGAGACGAGCAUGCCAACUACCUCCGUAAGUCGCUCGCGGUGCUUGCAUUGCAGGCCAGACGCUCUGGCAUUCUCAAGCUUUGUCUUUACCAAGGGGGCUUUGCAUUUGAGUCCUAUUUCGUGGACGCCGCCGACAAAUUCCAGAAUGCCAGCGAUGAUCCCGAGACGUUCAAGGUCCUAGAGGAGUCCAGAUUUCGCGAGCUAUACCCACGGUCGACUGCGCGCACCGAAGAGGAUAGCGAGGAAGAGUCGGAGGGAGAGGAGGACCCAAGUGAAGUGUUUGACGAGGGCGGUAAACUCCCGGUUGAUUGGUAG
Molecule: messenger RNA, 435 nt
Organism: Coniosporium apollinis CBS 100218
Lineage: Eukaryota; Fungi; Ascomycota; Dothideomycetes
Exons: 2
Coding region: 1-435 (144 amino acids)
Source: RefSeq, a predicted model, not a curated record